UCUGGAGCCAAGUAAUGAAGAUUUUGCUAGUCAUACGGAUGCUUCCUUUUCUUUGCUGGACUCGGAUUCUGAGUUUCACAAGAAUGUACCUGGGUGCCCCUUAGCGGGAUAUGAAAAGCUUCUUCGGAACCCCAGCGGCUAGCUGGUGCCUCCCAGAGAGUGACGUCUCAUCUGAAGGGGACUGGGAGGCCGAAGCGAGCGCAAAGCACGCAGCGCCAGGCCGCGCGGCGGGGCAGCCCGGAGCGGAGCAGGAAGUCCGCGGCGGACAGGCGUUGGUGGGGCUGAGCUGCCAGACCGCGAAAAGUAGCUGGAGCCGAAGCAGGGUCAGAACCUGUUGCUGCAACUCGGCUUGGUGGAUUCUGGUUCCAGCCGCCGUCAGGGCUCGCCGGGAGAGGUUCAUCAUGAAUGAGACAUGGGAUUCAAACUCUUCAGAAAACUGGCAUCCCAUCUGGAGUGUCAAUGACACAAAGCAUCAUCUGUACUCAGAUAUUAAUAUUACCUAUGUGAACUACUAUCUUCACCAGCCUCAAGUGGCAGCAAUCUUCAUUAUUUCCUACUUCCUAAUUUUCUUUUUGUGCAUGGUGGGAAAUACUGUGGUUUGCUUUAUUGUAAUGAGGAACAAACAUAUGCACACAGUCACUAAUCUCUUCAUCUUAAACCUGGCCAUAAGUGAUUUACUAGUUGGCAUAUUCUGCAUGCCUACAACACUGCUGGACAAUAUUAUAGCAGGAUGGCCAUUUGGAAACACAAUGUGCAAGAUCAGUGGAUUUGUCCAGGGAAUAUCUGUGGCAGCUUCAGUCUUUACAUUAGUUGCAAUAGCUGUAGAUAGGUUCCGGUGUGUGGUCUACCCUUUUAAACCAAAACUCACUAUCAAGACAGCGUUUGUCAUUAUUAUGAUCAUCUGGGUCCUAGCCAUCACCAUUAUGUCUCCAUCUGCAGUAAUGUUACAUGCGCAAGAAGAAAAAUAUUACCGAGUGAGACUUAACUCCCAGAAUAAAACCAGUCCAGUCUACUGGUGCCGGGAGGACUGGCCCAAUCAGGAAAUGAGGAAGAUCUACACCACGGUGCUGUUUGCCAACAUCUACCUGGCUCCCCUGUCCCUCAUUGUGGUCAUGUAUGGAAGGAUUGGGAUUUCACUCUUCAGGACUGCAGUUCCCCACACAGCCAAGCAGAACCAAGAGCAGUGGCACAUGGUGUCCAAGAAGAAGCAGAAGGUCAUUAAGAUGCUCCUGAUUGUGGCCCUGCUUUUCAUUCUCUCAUGGCUGCCCCUGUGGACUCUAAUGAUGCUCUCAGACUAUGCUGACCUUUCUCCAAAUGAACUUCAGAUCAUUAACAUCUACAUCUACCCUUUUGCACACUGGCUGGCAUUUGGCAACAGCAGUGUCAACCCCAUCAUUUAUGGUUUCUUCAACGAGAAUUUCCGCCGUGGUUUCCAAGAAGCUUUCCAGCUCCAGCUCUGCCAAAAAAGAGCAAAGCCUAAGGAAGCCUAUUCCCUAAAAGCUAAAAGCCAUGUAAUCAUAAACACAUCUAAUCCAAUUAUCCAGGAAUCUACAUUUCAAAACUCACAUGGGGAAAACUUGCUUUAUAGGAAAAGUACUGAAAAACCCCAAGAAGAAUUAGUGAUGGGAAAAUUAAAAGAAGCUACCAACAGCAGUGAGAUUUAAAAGAGCUAGUGUGAUAGUCCUAACUCUACUGUGUGUUAAAUAUUUAAAUACCAUUGCUUUUUGUGGCUUUGCACUUAAAGUUUUUCAAAGAAUGUUCUAAGUGAAACAUUUACGGAAAGCCCUCUCUGCCAAAAAAUAUAAACAAAAAUGGUCAUAAGAUCAUAAACAAUCUUAUGCUUUAUAAAAAUACUUAUGGUGACUCAUACAUGUUUGCAUGAAUAAAUACAUUUCUAGAGAACAGU
Cebus imitator (Panamanian white-faced capuchin) is the source of this 1906-nucleotide messenger RNA. It is a transcript of the gene NPFFR2, whose product is annotated as neuropeptide FF receptor 2. The record is from RefSeq and is a predicted model, not a curated record. NCBI's taxonomy places the organism in Eukaryota, Metazoa, Chordata, Mammalia, Primates, Cebidae. Gene Ontology annotation, molecular function: neuropeptide receptor activity; peptide binding; opioid receptor binding. Gene Ontology annotation, cellular component: membrane. Bases 111 to 1664 code for a protein of 517 amino acids. The transcript is spliced from 4 exons. Gene Ontology annotation, biological process: G protein-coupled receptor signaling pathway; regulation of cAMP-dependent protein kinase activity; regulation of MAPK cascade.